This is a messenger RNA of Amoebophrya sp. A120, 1779 nucleotides long. NCBI's taxonomy places the organism in Eukaryota, Dinophyceae, Syndiniales, Amoebophryaceae. The record is from the annotation of a GenBank genome assembly.
GCCCGGGUCUCGUUCUCGGGUCUCGGCGGUAACGGGCGCGCCGUUUGUAACAUGUCUCCGUUCAUGGAUCGAUUCAAAACUAAUCGCAACCACGCAUAACAUGGAGACGGGGCCGGACGAGAAUGUGGGAACCAAAUGCAGGAGGCUGGCCCCGCGGCUGCGUAGCUGUUCUGUAGUAUCAACUCCCUUGUUGCCCUCCGUGAGGACGUACGUGGCGCCGUGCUUGGUGUUAUGGUCGGUGACUGGUAAAAAACCGAAGCCGUUUCUCCCUUCAUCGAUUUCAUAAGUUACGUCGCUUUAUUUGCGUUCGUUGUGCACAAAGCGAAAGCCAGGGAGUUGAGUGGAGGAGAUCGAGAUGUGACGCUUCAGGAGGAGUCAAAGCACGGCUGCGUCAUACGAGCCUAGAAACAGAAAGUGAAAUGUAGUACCGAGAGUGCCUUAUGAGUGUCGUAUCGUGUACUUCUUGGUCCAGAUGCAGUUCGCGUAUUAGUUCUUUGUGACUAAUAAAGAUGAAGAACAAGAAUAUAGUAGGUAUCCCGAUCAACUACAUUUCCCCAGCACAAAAGUAAGCGUUGACAGAGCAUCAAAAAAAAGCACGAUAUCUUCAGCAACAGUUCGAAAAACAAGAUGCCGGUGAAGAAGCACCCGCCGACAGUUUUCUAUUGGUCCAAGAUUCGCUCUAAGUGGAUGGAGGCGAAGUUGGAAAUGACGGCCCUCGACACGAACGACAAUGUCGUACUUUCUUUUUAUUUUCAGUCGUAUUUACUCUAUGACCGAGAGCGGCCUGAUUCAUUCGUAAUUCGCUCAUGUUCAUGUUGUGUUUAGAUUGAUGUGAUGCAUAAGCAUAGUUUCGAUUUUAAUUUUUCCAAAAUGCUGACGACAUAAAAAUGCAGCUAUACCACGACCUGGAUAUCAAACCGCGGGCCAUCAAACGGGAGCCUGUUCGAUUCCGAUUGCAUCAGCCUCUGCACGAAACCGCGUCCGGUGCGCUGAUCGGUAUUAUACUUUGUAAAGUAAUCUGUGAUGUGUUCUUGGAGCAACUAUUUCCUGAUGCAUGUUGCAAACACGAUGAAAUACAAAUAAAGCAGAAAUAGAAUACGCAGAAUCAGAUUCAAAUUGCGAGCAAUGUAUCCUGGCGGUCAGCUCCUUCAGAUCGCGCUCGUAGCUGCAGUGCAACCACACGACAAACUCUAUACUAAAACCCCAGUGCCGCCCUCGGUGGACGUGGACCUAUGGUGCACGACCGGAGCCGUAGAACCACUGUCGGUGCCAGCGUCUGAGCACUGAGACUGCCGGCCAACAUCCUCGAUGUUGACUUAGCCCGUCCAGCACCAGGUGGAGGCGAAUUUUGUAUUACUCAGUAGUAUGUGUAUGAGUAUCACGGUUUAUUUAAAAUGAUGUGCUGUAAUGUAGCUGUGUUGUAACCUGUAGCAAGAGAGGUUAAAAUGAAUUAUGUAUGAAUGGAAUAGCAACUUCUGUGUAAAGUCCGUCUAUGUACAAUGAAUUACCACCAGACCACGUAUAAACUGUAAUUGAAAGAGUCCGACUCCCGCACAGCGUUGUACGAUUCGAGCAGAACUUCAACUUUUUGAAUUGAUGGUUUAUUUUGAUUCUGCACAACUUUAAAUCAAGCCUGCGUAGCCUUGUCGCAAGUGAAGGAGAAGGAAAGCCAAUGGGCAUCAAAACCACUACGACGAGAACAGAAGAUCAAAAAUGUAAAUGUUCCUCUGUUCGCUGCCUCGUAGUUUGACCAAUACGACACGAAAAGAUAAAGCCAUG